Acomys russatus (golden spiny mouse) is the source of this 447-nucleotide messenger RNA. RefSeq names its product lymphocyte antigen 6L-like. Lineage: Eukaryota; Metazoa; Chordata; Mammalia; Rodentia; Muridae. Gene Ontology annotation, cellular component: plasma membrane. The record is from RefSeq and is a predicted model, not a curated record. The transcript is spliced from 3 exons. Bases 1 to 447 code for a protein of 148 amino acids.
AUGACCCAGCUGCUCCUGGUACUCUGGGCGUCUCUGGUGUCUGUGGAGCUCGCCCCAGGCUUGCCGACCACAGCAGUGCCAGGGAAGGCCCAAAACCUGAGCUGCUUCCAGUGUUUCAAGGUGCGCCAGUUCAACGAGUGUAAGCCCAUGAAGUGCCAGCCCAACGAAAACGUCUGCCUGAGCAACGAGGUGCUCCUUUACUCCAGUACAAAGAGCAGAGCUCAGAUCAGCAAGCGCUGCUCCGUCAGAUGUCUCAACUCCAACAGUUUCGUUGAGUGGCCAGUGAGCAAUGGAUUUCAGGCCAAGAUCACCAGACAAUGCUGUGCAAGGAAUCUCUGCAACAGAGCCCCUGCUACCUGGGAGAGGUUCGGGGCAUUACCGGGGAGGCUCCUGAUGCCAAUGGGUCUGAACCUCCUCUGUACCCUGUUGUCGACCCUUGUCCCGUGA